UUUGACAAUUUACGUUUGAUAAUCAAUAAUCGACACCUAACACUUAUUCGUUUAAAACUAUUUCCGAUUUUAACGUACACAUACAUAUGAAUUAUUAAUAUAAGGCAAAAUAAUACUAUGACAAUGGCUGAAUGCAUGACUAAAAUGAACAAUGACUUUAAAUAAGUUAUAUGCGCAAACCAAACAAAAGAGCAUUGAUAUUCAUACUCCGCAUUCGUAAACAGUUUCUGCGAAAUUCUAAAAUGGAAUUAUUGCUGCGUAUAGAUUUAUAGAGAGAAUAAGUUGAAAAUCUUUACUUAAUUUCAGUUUUCCGAAGUAUUCAUAUAAGAACGAUGAAGCUAUUAUACGGAUACGUUAUUAAAUUCAUUAAUGGCAAUUUUAAUGGUGCAAACAGAUGAGAAAUGUUUUUAAAUCUUUUUGAAAAAAGGUCGAAUUAAUAGUAAAUUUGAUCAUUCCGGCAUUUUUUUCGAAAAUAUCAUUGCAUUUCUUUUAUUAUUUUCAAAUCUAAAUUUUUUGUUCAAGCCAGGUGUGUAUGACUAAAGACAUGGACACUUUCUGGAUUUUGGACUUUUUGGUGUUAAUGCUUCUUUUUCAGAAAAUGUUUGCAUUUACUUAUACAAGCAAAGAUGGUGUCAAAUUCAGCUAUAAUUUUAGUUUCAAACAAUCAUGUCGUGGUGAAAAGAAUAGAAUUGGCAUAUUGCCAGGAAUUGCACUUCCGGAAUGUGUAAAAGAAUGCGGUAUGCAUCCCCAUUGCAAAGCUCUUAAUUAUAGAAAACGGUACAACGCUUGCUAUCUUUAUUCGUCGGAAGAAAACGAAGAAGACAGAAGUAAAGAAAGUUGCAUAGAGGUCAAGGAAUCAGACAUUGAAAUUAAAGAGAGACCUGGUGACGACAAUACCGAAGACCAGACAUGUGACUCUAGCGAACAAACGUAUAAUAAAUACACAGAAUGCAAGUACAAUGAACCACCGUUAAAUGGUAAGAUUGUAGGAAACAUGAACGGUGUUGGUGACCGCAUACAAUAUAAAUGUGAUUUUGGAUAUGAGGUACCAAAAGAAUCUGAAUAUGCCGUUUGCCGAUCUGACGGAAGUUGGAGUGUGGUUGUCGACAAAUGCACAAAAAUUGAUGAGACAAAUGUUGCCCAAGACAAACAAACUUCCAUGUCAUCAAUAUAUCAUGGUCACGAUGGAACAAAAGGCAUAGAUGGCAAUACUAACCAGGAUUUCGGGCAAGGAUCUUGCUUUCAUACUGAAGAAGAAACAGACCCGUGGUGGCAAGUCGAUCUUGGAGAUAUAUACGAUAUUGUCAAUGUAACACUAUUUAAUCGGGUUGUUGGACAAUGCGAUACUGGCGGAUGCAAUCGGGCUACUGACUUGAGCUUGAGUAUUGGGACGACACUGGAGUCUAUGUACAUUGUUGGCACUGUGCCAGGUCCGAUUAACGAUAUUCAUACCUUCAAAUUCCCUGAGGGUAAAGAGGCAAGAUAUGUUCGAGUGACUCUUGAAGGACAAAAUAAAGUCCUGCAUCUUUGCGAAGUGCAAGUGUUUGGAUUUCCUAUCUACUAAAUCAUUCAACUUACGAUUCGAAAUUGGAGGAAUCGGCAAGCAGGACUUAAAUUAUCUAACUACAAGUAAUUCGACUCAUUUCUGAAGCAACUGGAAAUUUAGAUGGGCGUGUGGCUUUAAGAGUACUGAACCAGACAACUGACUUUGGGUAUUGCACGAAUUAUGACAGCGGCAUCGUGUACUGUCAUUCGAAUAUAUAGAACGUACCCUAGAAAACAAAGUUGUGAAUAAAAUUGUAUGUCUGAAAUAUGGAGUUUCUCAAAUAUAACAUUGUAUAAUCUAUGCUCUUUAUCCACGAAAUUCUUAUUUGUGUACAAUACCUCGUAAAAAUUUACUUGUUCUUGUACUUCAGCGUUAAUAUUUGGAAUAAAAUACCUGCUGAAAUUAAGGAAUCCAUGACAAAAAAAAAUCAUUCAACAAUUUCAAACAACAAUUGUUCGUUCACUCUCCCUAUCGCCCACACACCUUCGCCUUGCUUCUACGCUCCUUUGAUUUGACAUACUCUCCCCCUUUACUUUGAGUAAGUUAUCAUGCCCACCUUAAUUUUGGCUGCCCGAAAUUUAAGGGGGUGUCCAAUUGUUGUUAUUUCCUGCUUAUAUGUAUGCGCUUGUGUGCUUGUGCGUCUUUGUGUCUUGGGCGGUGCCCUACUGUGUUGUGUUUCUCAGUUGUCUAUUUACCUAUGUAGGUUAGUUGUGUGUGUGUGUGUUUGACUUUUGUACAUGAUUGUCUGCGCUACUGUGGUUUUAAUGUAGUGUAACUGUGAUUAAGGAAUGUUGCAAUCCUUUUGUAUAUUCAUCCUUGUUCUACUUUCCCCUUCUACCCACUCACCACAUUGCUACCCCGUAUACCUUUCUCCCCAUAUAUUUAUAUUUUGUACGAAAUUAAAAUGUAAUUGUUGGAUUUUUGAAGCAACCUGUCUGUAAUAUUUUUUCCGUUACAGCUUCAUUUUGUUGUGGGCCUACUUGGUAAAUGCAUGGCUCUGAGGCCGUGUUUGAGGUGUUCUGUGCUUUCGAGAAAUCUGUCCUAACCUAUUAUCUUCCGUGUUUCCUACAAUUUCUAAAUGUUGUUGUUUGUAUACAUAUAAUUAUGUUUAUUGUUAUUCUCUCUCUUUUACAUAUACGAUUGUCUGUCAAAUGAAUAAAUGGGAAGCAGUAUAAUAUAAUGAUAUACUGUUGUAUUGUUGCUGUUGUUUUGUGUGUGUGUGUUUAGCAAAUGAUUUUUGUGAUUGUAAAAUGUUCGUAUUCAUGUAUAUUGUUGUACUGGUUCUUGUUCUAGUGAACAGAAGGCAUUGCUGGAGAAAGUUUGCAUUUCAUUUUAAUGCUAUUUACACUCUGUAUAACCUUUCUUGGAAUAUUAUUAUUAGUAUUAUCAUUAUUAUCAAUAUUUUUAUUAUUAUUAUUAAAAAAAUGUGUGAGAGCUUAAAGUUCCUUUAGACGUCGAAUUUUAUGUUAAGACUAGAUAUAACAGCAGUCUAAAUAGAUGUUAUGCAUAAUUAUAUGGUUACACAAGAACUACGUUUAAAUCUACAUGAUGAAUAUUUGCAGCCACAUUUUCAACUAUGG
Molecule: messenger RNA, 3126 nt
Organism: Mercenaria mercenaria
Lineage: Eukaryota; Metazoa; Mollusca; Bivalvia; Venerida; Veneridae
Exons: 6
Coding region: 533-1564 (343 amino acids)
Source: RefSeq, a predicted model, not a curated record